Messenger RNA from Exaiptasia diaphana, 2010 nucleotides. Its product is annotated as calcium uptake protein 1, mitochondrial. Gene Ontology annotation, biological process: mitochondrial calcium ion homeostasis; calcium import into the mitochondrion. Gene Ontology annotation, molecular function: calcium ion binding. Lineage: Eukaryota; Metazoa; Cnidaria; Anthozoa; Actiniaria; Aiptasiidae. The transcript has 11 exons. The coding region runs from base 35 to 1291 and encodes 418 amino acids. Gene Ontology annotation, cellular component: uniplex complex. The record is from RefSeq and is a predicted model, not a curated record.
UUUUAUCGGAGGUUCUUACAUAUUGUACCAAAAAAUGACUACCAAUAAAGCUAAGACUGAAACGGCAACACUAAAAGACCUUCAUAUCGAUAAAGGUGAUAGCGAUGAAGUUGAUGGUAUGGAACAGGAGGGAAGCAAGAGGAAACGACGAAGCUUCAAGGCUAGACGAAUAAUUGAAUACGAGAAUAGAAUCCGUCAAUACAGCACACCUGAUAAAGUGUUCAGGUAUUUUGCUACACUGAAGAUAGUUCAUCAUGGAGAUGAGAAUGAAGUAUUCAUGACACCAGAAGACUUUGUGAGGUCUCUCACACCAGGAAAGAUACAACCUGAAGGAUUGGGGCUUGAUGAAUUUGAGAAAUUUGAUCCAGAGAAGCAUAAAUACAAAGGAUAUAACAUUGAAGAAAUUGAUGAAGACAACAAUGUGUUUUCUAGAAUGGGAGAAUAUGGAUUGAUAUCAUUCUCUGAUUACAUAUUCCUAUUAACAGUGCUGUCUUUGCCACCAAGGAUGUAUGAGAUUGCCUUCAAGAUGUUUGACUUGAAUGGAGAUGGAGAGGUGUCUCCUGAUGAGUUUGAUAAAGUACAAAACAUCCUGUUCUCAAUAACAGCCACAGGAGGCAGACACAGGGACCAUUCCAAUACYGGUAGUGUGSUCUCAUAUACUGUUAACUCAGGCCUGCAAGUCUAUUUCUUUGGUGAAAAUGGAAAAAAGAAAUUAACAGGAGAAGAUUUUAUCAAGUUCCAGAGAAACCUUCAAAAAGAAGUGAUGUAUUUAGAGUUUCAAUCGUAUGAACCAGAGAAUGGCAGGAUUACCGAAAGGCAAUUUGCUGACAUGUUGUUGACUUACUCCAGCUUCCAUGAGAAAAAGAAGGAAGUGAUUCUUAAAAGRGUCAAAAAAGCUUUCAAAGACAAURCUCAGGGAGUCACAUUCAAGCAAUACCUGAAUUUCUUCCAUUUCCUGAGAAACAUUGGUGAAGCAGAUGUUGCUCUUAGUUUCCAUAAUGCAGCAAACAAAGCAAUUGAUCCUGACACAUUUAAGCGUGUUGCAAGAACUAUUGCUGGAGUGACUCUAGAUGACCAUAUUGUUGAUAUUGUCUACAAAAUGUUUGAUGAAAAUGACGACGGAGAACUCAGCCACAAGGAAUUUAUAUCUGUAAUGAAAAAUCAGCUGGUUAGAGGUCUCGAAAAUCCUAAAGAUACUGGAUUUACAAAGCUGCUGUCUGCCAUGUGGAAAUGUGCCAAGCACCAAACAUACAAAGCACUUCAUCCCAGACCAAUUGAGGCUGAUUAUUAGAUCAGUGAUAAAAUCUCAAUAGAAAUAUUUAGAAGAAGCGUUUUCAGAAUGCAGCGAAUACAGUAAAAACCCGCGUAUAAGAACAAGUAGAUUAAGAACAYCAGGACUGAUUUUAGGAAAUAAAGUACCAUUUAUAUAAGAACACAUUCAGCCUGAAAAAUUAAAGUUGUUCUUAUAUGGAAAAAUAUGAAAGAUCAACACUACUUUUCAUUGCACACAUAAUAGUUCCAACCCAAAUAUGUAACAAAUAUUAAACAAAGCUAAAAAUAUGUACUGUUAUACAUGUAUUGAUUUCAWCUAUUGUGGUAGCCUAGUAUGUUCCAUAUUUUUAGCGACUWUUUUACAUGACACUUACAGGCUGAUUUUGCAGAUUAUAACCCUUUAUAUAAGAACCAAAUCACCCUKAACCKUCAAAAUAGGUGUUCUUAUACGCGGGUUUUUACUGUAUUGGUUGUAACUUACUAUUCUUUAAUUCUAUUUAUUUGAUAGGUAUGACUUGUUAUUUUUAGAGUCUGUUGCCACAAUUAUAAUUUUGCGACACAUCCCUUCAGAAUUUUUCACCAUUGGAUUUGUCAAGUUUGCAGAAUAAGUGUUUUUUCUCAAUAACGCUAAUACUUUUGUCGCUCCGAAGACUUGAAUUCUAGAAGAGACCUUGGUGUUGUCGCCUUGUUAAAAAUUCAUUGGUAGUAAAAAAAUUUAGAUGCACCAUUUACUCAUGA